Messenger RNA from Ipomoea nil (Japanese morning glory), 3289 nucleotides. RefSeq names its product villin-2-like. Gene Ontology annotation, molecular function: actin filament binding. The transcript is spliced from 22 exons. Gene Ontology annotation, biological process: cytoskeleton organization; actin filament severing. Lineage: Eukaryota; Viridiplantae; Streptophyta; Magnoliopsida; Solanales; Convolvulaceae. The coding region runs from base 334 to 3039 and encodes 901 amino acids. The record is from RefSeq and is a predicted model, not a curated record.
GAAUUGGAAUACUUUUUCUCACACACACAAACACAGUCUCACUCUCCGAAGCUCUCGCCCCGUUAUCGUCGUCUUCCCUUUCCCUUCUUUCUCUCUCCUAUAAGAUUGUGUUUCCCUACGCACUGCAAAUUCAUAUAUAUGUAUCCAUUUCUUUUUGCCCUCCCCGUUUUCUCGUAUACAUUCCAUCUCAUAAAGAAACUCACAAGUUUCUGCACAAAAAAAAAAAAAAAAAGUGUGGACAAGAAACUCUGCUUUCAAUUAUUCCCUCAUCCCAAGAGCCUAAUUCUGGUAUCAUAAGAUAUCUAAUACUUGGAAAACCUCAGUAUUUAGACAAUGUCAGUUAACGUGAAAGCUUUGGAACCUGCAUUCCAGGCAGCUGGACAAAAAGCUGGGAUUGAGAUUUGGAGAAUUGAGAAUUUCAAGCCAGUUCCUUUGCCAAAAGCUGAUUAUGGGAAAUUCUACUCAGGCGACUCUUACGUCGUCUUGCAGACAACUUCUGGCAAGGGAGGCCCUUAUUUGUUUGAUAUACACUUUUGGCUUGGAAAGGACACUAGCCAGGAUGAAGCUGGAACAGCUGCAAUUAAAACUGUAGAGCUUGAUACAAUUCUUGGAGGAAAAGGAGUGCAGCACAGAGAAAUCCAAACUCAUGAAUCUGAUAGGUUCCUAUCCUACUUUAAACCAUGCAUUAUGCCAUUAGAAGGGGGUGUUGCAUCUGGAUUUAAGAAACCAGAGGAGGAAGAAUUUGAGACACGCUUAUAUGUGUGUAAAGGAAAAAGAGUUGUCAGGAUGAAGCAGGUCCCAUUUGCUCGGCCCUCACUAAAUCAUGAUGAUGUGUUCGUUCUGGAUACUAAAGAUAAGAUAUAUCAGUUCAAUGGUGCAAACUCCAAUAUUCAGGAGAGAGCCAAAGCAUUAGAAGUAAUUCAGUUUUUGAAGGACACUUAUCAUGGUGGAGUGUGUAAUGUUGCUAUUGUAGAGGAUGGGAAUCUACAAGCUGAAGCGGAUUCUGGUGAAUUCUGGGAGCUUUUUGGUGGGUUUGCUCCAAUGGGCAGGAAGGUUACUAGUGAUGACGAUAUCAUUCCCGAGAAAACUCCUCCUAAACUUUUUUGCAUUGACAAUGGUCAAGUCAAUCCAGUAGAUGGUGAACUUUCCAAAUCAAAUCUGGAAAAUUCCAAGUGCUAUUUAUUGGAUUGUGGUUCUGAAGUAUUUGUUUGGGUUGGGCGUGCUACACAACUGGAUGAGAGGAAAGCUGCCUGUCAAACUGCAGAGGAAUUCCUUGUCAAACAAAAAAGACCCAAGGCAACAAAAAUUACUCGCCUUGCUCAAGGUCAUGAGACAAUUUCAUUUAAGUGUGAAUUUGAUUCUUGGCCAUCUGCAUCGGCAACUCCUCCUGAGGAGGGAAGAGGAAAAGUUGCAGCUUUGCUGAAGCAACAAGGUGGUGGCAUCAAAUCUGGAACCAAAAGUGCUACACCUGUAAAGGAGGAAGUCCCCCCUCUGCUUGAGGAAGGUGGAAAGAUAGAGGUCUGGUUAAUUAAUGACAAUGCAAAGACUCCAGUUCCCAAAGAAGAAUUUGGUAAAUUCUACAGUGGAGAUUGCUAUAUAGUUCUGUACUCCUACCACUCUAAUGACAAGAAGGACGAUUAUUACCUCUGCUGGUGGAUUGGGAAGGAUAGCGUAGAGGAGGACCAGAAUAUGGCUGCUGAAUUGGUUACCAAAAUGUUCACUCAACUGAAGGGGAGACCUGUUUUGGGUCGGAUAUUUCAAGGGAAAGAGCCACCCCAAUUUGUUGCCAUCUUCCAGCCCAUGGUGCUACUUAAGGGUGGAUUAAGCUCUGGAUACAAAGCCAAAGGUGGUAAGGAUGAAACUUACACUCCUGAGUCACUUGCUCUUAUCCAGAUAUCUGGAACUUCUGUGCAUAACAAUAAAGUAGUUCAAGUUGAUACGGUGGCAACAUCACUCAACUCUAAUGAAUGUUUCCUUCUUCAAUCUUCCUCAAUGUUCAUUUGGCAUGGAAUCCAAAGUACCUAUGAGCAGCAACAGCUAGCUGCAAAGAUUGCUGAAUUUCUGAAGCCUGGGGCACCUGUGAAACACACCAAGGAAGGAGCUGAAAUCUCAGCUUUCUGGUCUGCUCUCGGCGGUAAAGAAAGUUUCACCAGCAAGAAAGCAACUGUUGAGGCUGUUGUCCGUGAUCCUCACCUGUUUACAUAUUCCAUCCACAAAGGCAAAUUUGAGGUUAAGGAGGUGUACAACUUUUCUCAAGAUGAUCUGUUGACUGAGGACGUCUUAUUCCUAGACACACAUGCUGAAGUCUUUGUUUGGCUUGGUCAGAUGACUGAUGCCAAUGAAAAGCAAACCGCUUUUGAAAUCGGGCAGAAAUACAUAGAUUUGGCCGCAUCUUUGGAUGGAUUAUCUCCUAAAGUUCCAUUGUAUAGAGUCACAGAAGGAAAUGAGCCUUGCUUCUUCACUACAUUCUUUACUUAUUGGGAUGUUGCAAAAUCUAAUGCACAUGGAAACUCAUUCCAAAAGAAGAUUUUCCUACUCCUUGGCAUAGGCCAUUCUACAGAGGGAAAAUCCAGUGGGGGUCAGGAUGGACCAACACAAAGGGCUUCUGCCUUGGCUGCUUUGAACUCUGCAUUUAGUUCUUCAUCAACAAAACCUCCUUCACCAAGAACAAUAGGUCAGGGAUCACAAAGAAAAGCUGCUAUAGCAGCUUUAUCUUCUGUUCUUACUGAGGAACAGAAGCAGGCAGGUGAUGAAGCUGAGGGUGAAGAUUCUGAAGCACGAGCAGCAGAACAAGGUGCUGCAAGUGAAGAAGCCGGUGAAGAAUAUCACGGUGGGAGUGAUGGAAGUAUGCCUGUAUACACUUAUGAUCAGGUGAAGGCUAAAUCUGAAAAUCCUGCUGCCGGGAUUGACUUAAAGCACAGAGAGGCUCAUCUCUCCGAUGAGGAUUUUGAGGCCAUUCUUGAAAUGAAUAAGGAAGCCUUCUAUAAGUUGCCCAAAUGGAAACAAGAUCAGCUCAAGAAGAAAGUUGAUCUCUUUUAGAGGACCGGACCAAAGAUAAAGCAAGCUGCUGCAUCAGCCUCUCCUCUUGCCUUCCAGAAUAAAUUUUUUUUUUUUUUUUUUUUUUUGUUUCUGCCAUGAUAUGAAGAUUAUAGGUACAUGGCAGGGCAAUUCUUUGUGUUUUACUUAGUCAUUCAGGUGCCCUGAAAAACAGAUUGGGUGCUGCCAUAAAAUGCUUAUGAAAUUUGUAGUGCAAAAUUUAAUAAUAUUCAAUAAAUUUGUACCAUCAAUC